AUGCCCCUCUCCAGUCUGUUUGCCAAUGCCGUGCUGAGGGCCCAGCACCUCCACCUGCUGGCUGCUGACACAUACAAAGAGUUUGAACGGACCUAUAUUCCAGAGGAGCAGAGGCAUUCCAACAAAAUUUCCCAAUCAGCAUUUUGUUAUUCAGAAACCAUUCCUGCUCCCACAGGAAAAGAUGAUGCCCAGCAGAAAUCAGACAUGGAGCUGCUUCGGUUUUCCCUGAUUCUCAUUCAGUCCUGGUUAAACCCAGUGCAGUUCCUAAGCAGGGUGUUCACCAACAGCCUUGUGUUUGGCACCUCAGACAGAGUCUACGAAAAACUGAGGGACUUAGAAGAAGGUAUCCAGGCUCUGAUGAGGGAGCUGGAAGAUGGAAGCCUCCGGGGAUUUCAAGUCCUCAGACCCACUUAUGACAAAUUUGACAUCAAUCUCCGGAAUGAAGACGCCUUGUUAAAAAACUACGGCCUGUUGUCCUGCUUCAAGAAAGACCUGCACAAGGUGGAGACCUACCUGAAACUGAUGAAGUGCAGGCGCUUCGGAGAGAGCAACUGCACCAUUUGA
This is a messenger RNA of Emys orbicularis (European pond turtle), 564 nucleotides long. RefSeq names its product growth hormone 1 (gene GH1). Gene Ontology annotation, biological process: positive regulation of receptor signaling pathway via JAK-STAT; positive regulation of growth; growth hormone receptor signaling pathway. Gene Ontology annotation, molecular function: growth hormone receptor binding; growth factor activity; hormone activity. Gene Ontology annotation, cellular component: extracellular region. The record is from RefSeq and is a predicted model, not a curated record. Bases 1 to 564 code for a protein of 187 amino acids. The transcript is spliced from 4 exons. Lineage: Eukaryota; Metazoa; Chordata; Testudines; Emydidae.